GGGGCUCUUGGUUUGAUCAUGUUGCUAUUGUAUGCUCACAAAAGAUGAAUUUGACAUCCUUCCUUGAGAUAUGAAGAUAUGAUCAAGGACACACGAGGCGCAGUUGUCAGGAUAUCAAACUUCUUGGGAAAAAAGCUGGAUGACCAAACCAUUGACACAAUCGUGGACAAAUCCUCCUUCAAGAACAUGAAGGAAGACCCACAGGCUAGACGUGAUAAACAGCAUCCAGAAUUUUUUGAACAAAGUGGAUCCUUUAUUAGAAAAGGGAAGGUUGGGGACUGGAAGACUAUGUUCACUGUGGCCCAGAGUGAGAGGUUUGACCAGAUCUACAUGGAGAAGAUGAAAGACGUGCCUCUUGAAUUUGACUGGGAGCUGUGA
Salvelinus sp. IW2-2015 is the source of this 378-nucleotide messenger RNA. Its product is annotated as amine sulfotransferase-like. Gene Ontology annotation, cellular component: cytoplasm. Gene Ontology annotation, molecular function: sulfotransferase activity. NCBI's taxonomy places the organism in Eukaryota, Metazoa, Chordata, Actinopteri, Salmoniformes, Salmonidae. The record is from RefSeq and is a predicted model, not a curated record. Gene Ontology annotation, biological process: sulfation.